Messenger RNA from Mytilinidion resinicola, 1459 nucleotides. RefSeq names its product SNO glutamine amidotransferase. The transcript has 2 exons. Gene Ontology annotation, molecular function: glutaminase activity. Gene Ontology annotation, biological process: pyridoxine metabolic process; pyridoxal 5'-phosphate biosynthetic process. Lineage: Eukaryota; Fungi; Ascomycota; Dothideomycetes; Mytilinidiales; Mytilinidiaceae. Gene Ontology annotation, cellular component: glutaminase complex; cytosol. Bases 299 to 1156 code for a protein of 285 amino acids. The record is from RefSeq and is a predicted model, not a curated record.
GGUGAGUGCUGGCUCGCCCAUCAUAUUGGUCUCUACUUUCCCGAUGCCUGGGGCCUCAGGAGGAGCUGGAGAAGUUCGUUUCGUGAGGUCGGUGGAGGUGGGGAUGUUGGAUCUGACUUCGAUCUUCGCCGAUCGGAGAUGCGAGCACGCGGGAAUCUAUUUCGGGAAUGGGCUGGCUUAUCGAUAAGCCUCCAUCCGUCGCCAACCCGUCAGUUUAUUCCGACCUGCAGCAAUUACUUUUUUUUUCGGUCACCGAAUUCCUCCUCAUUUAUUGUCGCCCGUGAUACAGUCCCACAGCAUGCCCAGCGCGCGAAAGAUUACCGUCGGCGUUCUCGCGCUGCAGGGCGCGUUCAGCGAGCAUGUCCAGCUGCUUCGCCAUGCGGCGAUUGCGCUCAAAGCACAUGACUCAGAAACGCAGUUCGAGUUUCUAGAGAUCAGAACACCAGAGGAGCUGAGAAGGUGUGAUGCGCUGAUUAUACCCGGAGGGGAGAGCACGACGAUCUCGCUCGUAGCCGCGCGCUCGGGGAUGCUGGAGCCGCUGCGCGAGUUUGUCAAGGUUAUCCGCAAGCCAACAUGGGGCACCUGCGCCGGCCUGAUUCUGCUUGCAGAGUCUGCGAAUCGUACCAAGAAAGGUGGCCAAGAGUUGAUCGGCGGACUAGAUGUUAGAGUGAACCGCAACCAUUUCGGACGACAGGUGGAAAGUUUCCAAGCGAAUAUCGAUUUGCUAUUUCUGAAAGACUCUGUUGCAGUGUCAGGGAGCGAAGCUAGCAGACCGUUCAGAAGCGUCUUCAUCCGCGCGCCGGUAGUAGAGAAGAUAUUGCCCCACGUGGAAGGGAUCCAGGCAGGAGAGGCGGAGAGGGAGGAAACUGUCGUUGCGCCUUCGAAGCGGCCGGCUGAUGAGCUUGCAAAAAAGGAAGUCAAAGCUGAAGUAGAGGUGUUGGCGAGGCUACCGGGUGAUGCGACUGCGAUUAAAGACGAUGAGAAGACGGCACGUGCCGCGGGAGAAGGAGAUAUCAUCGCCGUUCGACAGGGGAACGUCUUUGGAACUAGCUUCCAUCCUGAACUUACUGGAGACUCGCGGAUCCAUGUGUGGUGGCUGGAGCAGGUUGUGAACGCGUUGGAUCGACGGAAACAGCAAGCAUCAAAAGUGUCGUAGACGCUUACUAUGGGUGCUUCAAUGCACUUUCAAAGAGCUGAACAAGAUGGAGGCUCGUCAUCUUGAACAAUUGGUAGAGUUCCUGGGCUAUCUCAGAAGGCCGUGUCUGCAAGUUCGAACGUGGAAGCUAAAAGGUUAGAGGGAUGAUACCUAUACAAUUGAAGGGGGUUUGAUAGUCCGAUUCUUCGAUUCUGGUAGACAGCUUCAGACUUUGCAUAGCAAGCAUUACCGGGUCGGAGACCUUAGAAGGCUUUAUAGGAUGCAUUCGAGGCCCUUGAGGAACCAAAAUAUAGAAGUUUUCCC